AUGGUUAAGGGUGAGGAAGUACCGGUUUGGUGGUUGGAUCUGAGGAAGAGGGCCUAUGGCAUGGUGGUAGCUCUGAAUCGGGGAUCACCGUCGGAGGAGAUGAGUAUUGAGUGUGGCGGAGCCAGGAUAAAAAUUUACGUAUGGCGGCGAGCGGAUGGAGUAGUACUGCCGGUGGGCGUCGGCGUCGGCGACUGCGAGAGCGGUUCAAGAGAAAGGGAGUCGAGAGAAUUCAGAUCGAUCGCGACAUCUCGUCUGUUCGGCUGCCUGCCUGCCUUGCAUAUGAUAUUUUGCCGAUUGGGCUUCACAAGGCACACAGUGGCAAAGGCCCAAGCCCAAGAGGACAACAUAUCCCAGACUGCAGCCCAGCCCAACCCCACGCGAAACGUUACCUGUCUGACUGUCUCUCUUUGUCUUCCUCCUCCAGUAUCGAAGGACGACGGCCGCCAUGGCGAACAGAUAAACGCGAACUGGCAAGAACCGCGAACAGCAAGAACUGGGGGGGCGUCCCGGUCAAAUUGGGGGCCCAGUGCUAAACUUCAAGAUGGGGCCCUAGUACCGAUCGAAUAUGCAUAUGGCGCGUCCGACGACUCUGAGAGUGAAAGCUACUUAGAGCUUCCGACAAUAGGCACCCAUGGCGGAUAUCGGUGGGGUAGACCGGUAGACAAUCGGCCCUUCAAAUUUGGCGGUGACACUGGGGGGGUGGGGGAGUGUUCGCCGGCGGCCAGGUAUGGCGGCCGCCAUGCCUCGCCAUACUGGUGGCUCCGCCACUGGUUAUUGGGUAUGGCACCUGCAUCUGGCUUAAGGGAGUCAGGUACUCGUGCUGUGGGGGUGGAUAGGUUGCCCGAGGAGAUGAAUGACAUGAAAAUCCGAGAUGACAAGGAAAUAGAAGCAACAGUAGUGGAUGGCAACGGGACUGAGACAGGCCACAUAAUUGUAACAACCAUUGGCGGCCGAAAUGGCCAGCCAAAGCAGACAAUUAGCUACAUGGCUGAACGCAUUGUCGGGCAAGGAUCAUUUGGAGUAGUAUUCCAGGCAAAAUGUCUGGAGACUGGUGAAACAGUUGCAAUAAAGAAGGUUCUUCAGGAUAAGAGGUAUAAGAACCGCGAGUUGCAGACAAUGCGUCUUCUUGACCAUCCAAAUGUUGUUUCUUUGAAGCACUGCUUCUUCUCAACAACAGAAAAGGAUGAACUAUAUCUCAAUCUGGUGCUUGAGUAUGUCCCCGAAACUGUUCAUCGUGUGAUCAAACACUAUAAUAAGUUGAACCAGAGAAUGCCUCUGAUUUAUGUGAAGCUGUACACUUACCAGAUUUUCAGAGCAUUGUCUUACAUUCACGGAGUUAUUCGAGUAUGCCACAGGGACAUAAAGCCUCAAAAUCUAUUGGUGAAUCCUCAUACCCACCAGGUCAAAUUAUGCGAUUUUGGAAGCGCUAAAGUUUUGGUAUGCAGAAUCAAUCACAAAACUUCUGUUGGAAUCAAGUGGGUGUUGACUUUUAAGAUCAAUUUUCUUUGGCAGGUUAAAGGAGAGCCCAACAUCUCUUAUAUCUGCUCUAGGUAUUAUAGAGCACCAGAACUUAUUUUUGGAGCGACUGAGUACACUACUGCUAUCGACAUAUGGUCUGCUGGUUGCGUGCUUGCUGAGCUGCUUCUUGGACAGCCUCUAUUUCCUGGUGAGAGUGGUGUAGACCAGCUUGUCGAGAUCAUCAAGGUUUUGGGUACUCCGACGAGGGAGGAAAUCAAAUGCAUGAACCCCAAUUAUACUGAGUUCAAAUUCCCACAAAUUAAAGCCCAUCCAUGGCACAAGAUAUUCCAUAAGCGCAUGCCUCCAGAAGCUGUUGAUCUUGUUUCGAGGCUGCUGCAGUACUCUCCUAAUCUUCGUUGCUCAGCUUUGGAUGCCCUUACCCACCCCUUCUUUGACGAGCUUCGUGACCCGAGCACUCAUCUUCCCAAUGGCCGUUUCCUUCCUCCAUUAUUCAACUUCAAGCCUCAUGAGUUGAAGGGUGUUCCUGUGGAGACGUUGACGAAAUUGAUUCCGGAGCAUGCAAGGAAGCAGUGCCCCUUUCUCGGCCCAUAA
Messenger RNA from Striga hermonthica, 2070 nucleotides. NCBI's taxonomy places the organism in Eukaryota, Viridiplantae, Streptophyta, Magnoliopsida, Lamiales, Orobanchaceae. The record is from the annotation of a GenBank genome assembly.